Dovyalis caffra is the source of this 1512-nucleotide messenger RNA. NCBI's taxonomy places the organism in Eukaryota, Viridiplantae, Streptophyta, Magnoliopsida, Malpighiales, Salicaceae. The record is from the annotation of a GenBank genome assembly.
AUGGAUUCCCAGAAACCCCAGUUGACUCUUAUCGUUUUUUUGCUUCUAGCUCCACUGACAUGUCUCUCUUCCAGCCUUCCUAGCGAGUACUCCAUAGUGAGUGCUAAUGAUCUUCCUGAGGGCCUUUCAGAGGAAGGCAUCAUUGGAAUCUAUCAACUAUGGAAGAAGAAGCACCAAAAGGUGUACAAACAUGCAGAAGAGGAAGAGAAGAGGCUCGGAAACUUCAAAAGGAACUUGAAAUAUAUAAUCGAUCAUGAGAAGAAUGGGAAGAAAAAAUCAGGUUUGGAGCAUCAGGUGGGACUGAAUAAGUUUGCUGAUUUGAGCAAUGAGGAGUUCAGGGAAAUGUAUUUGUCAAAGGUGAAAAAACCCAUCAACAAAAAGAGAAUUGGAAACAAGAUGAGGCAGAGAAACUUGCAAACGUGCGAUUCCCCUUCGAGCUUGGAUUGGAGGACCAAGGGAGUUGUCACUCCCGUCAAGGACCAAGGCCAAUGUGGAAGUUGUUGGUCAUUCUCUACAACUGGGGCCAUAGAAGCAAUAAAUGCCAUAGUCACUGGAGACUUAAUUAGCCUCUCAGAACAGGAACUUGUGGAUUGUGAUACAACCAUUAAUCAUGGGUGUGAAGGAGGCAACAUGGACUAUGCAUUUCAAUGGGUUAUAGGCAAUGGUGGGAUUGAUACAGAAGCUGAUUAUCCUUAUACAGGUGUUGAUGGUACCUGCAACAAAGCCAAGGAGGAAAACAAAGUUGUAUCCAUUAAUGGGUAUACAGAUGUAGAUCCAUCAGAUAAUGCCCUCCUGUGUGCUACUGUUCAGCAACCCGUUAGUGUUGGUAUGGACGGUUCUUCAUUAGAUUUCCAACUAUAUACUGGAGGAAUCUAUGAUGGUAACUGCUCUGGUGAUCCAAAUGCCAUUGAUCAUGCUGUUUUGAUAGUUGGUUAUGGUUCAGAAAAUGGUGAAGAUUAUUGGAUAGUGAAGAAUUCAUGGGGCACAUUUUGGGGAAUGAAAGGUUAUUUUUAUAUAAGAAGAAACACUAAUAAACCUUAUGGUGUUUGUGCAAUCAACGCUGAUGCCUCUUAUCCCACAAAAGUACCUUCCCCACCAUCACCGCCUUCACCACCAUCGCCCCCUCCACCGCCACCAACACCAGUGCCACCUCCUCCCUGUCCUCAACCAAGUGACUGUGGAGACUUCUCCUUCUGUCCGAGUGAUGAGACCUGUUGUUGCAUUCUUAAGCUUUUUAGUUCCUGCGUAGUCUAUGGUUGCUGCCCAUAUGAGAAUGCUGUUUGCUGUGCUGAAUCUACAAAUUGCUGCCCUGGCGAUUACCCCAUUUGCGAUGUCGAUGCUGGGCUCUGUCUCAGGAGCGAAGGAGAUCGGCUUGGAGUGCCUGCGCGCAAGAGACAUAGUGCUAACUACAAGUUUCCAUGGACCAAGUUAGAGGAAACAAAGAAAACAACCCAACCUGCUCUCCAAUGGAAGAGAACCCUUGGCUGCAAUGCGCUGAAAUAUAUGGAAUAA